Scleropages formosus (Asian bonytongue) is the source of this 2385-nucleotide messenger RNA. RefSeq names its product E2F transcription factor 3 (gene e2f3). Gene Ontology annotation, cellular component: RNA polymerase II transcription regulator complex. Gene Ontology annotation, molecular function: RNA polymerase II cis-regulatory region sequence-specific DNA binding; DNA-binding transcription factor activity, RNA polymerase II-specific; protein dimerization activity. Gene Ontology annotation, biological process: regulation of transcription by RNA polymerase II. The record is from RefSeq and is a predicted model, not a curated record. The transcript has 7 exons. The coding region runs from base 210 to 1481 and encodes 423 amino acids. Lineage: Eukaryota; Metazoa; Chordata; Actinopteri; Osteoglossiformes; Osteoglossidae.
UUUCAGCCAGCGAGACGAGCGUCCGCUUCAGGUUUUAAUCCGUUGCAUCUGGUUUUAUUCUCGAUUAAUAUAGAGUCGGAACCGGAUGUAUCGAUAGUUUAAACCCUUAUCUAACACUUUUUGUAAGUAUUUUGGACCAUAUAUCGCAGGAUUUGGAGAAAAGCGACUCCAAAGUGAAGCAGGGACAAAGGGCACCGGAGCCUCUAAAGAUGAGAAAAGGGAUCUCCUCGGCCCCGGAUAAAGUGAUCAUAGCAGGGGUCGGGGGCUCCACCGUGGACAAAACCACCGUUCUCACGGCGCUGUCCGAUCGCCUCACUUCCAAUUUCCCGACAGCCACCUACAUCCACAUCUUCAGCCCUGCGUCCUGCGGGAGCCAAAGCGCCGAUGUGUGCGUGCCCGAGCCCCCGGCGCACAGUCUCCUUUACUCCACUCCGCACGGAUCGGCGCUCGGAUCGGCGCCGCGACCUGCGCUCGGACGUCCUCCGGCAAAGCGGCGGCUGGAGCUGGAUGGCACCGACCACCAGUAUAUCAGCGAAGGAGCAAAGACCCCACGGGGCAAGGGUGCCGUGUCCGCCCCCAACCUUAAGAGUCCCAAAACACCCAAGUCGCCCUCGGAGAAGACGCGCUACGACACCUCGCUGGGCCUCCUCACCAAGAAGUUCGUACAGCUCCUGGGACAGUCCUCCGACGGCGUGGUGGACCUGAACAGGGCCGCCGAGGUUCUCAAGGUCCAAAAGAGGCGCCUGUAUGACAUCACCAACGUGCUGGAGGGGGUCCACCUCAUCAAGAAGAAGUCCAAGAACAACAUCCAGUGGAUGGGUUGCAGCCUGUCGGAGGACGGCACCGCCGUCAACCAGUGCCAGAGCCUGGGCCGCCAGGUGAUGGAACUGGGCCAGCAGGAGAAGAAGUUGGACGAGCUGAUCAAAAGCUGCACCCAGGAUGUGAAGCAGAUGACGGAAGAGUCGCACAACCAAAAGUUUGCCUACGUGACGUACCAAGACUUGCGGAAGAUCCGGGGCCUCCAGGAUCAGACGGUGAUCGUGGUGAAAGCGCCAGCUGACACUAAACUCGAAGUGCCUGACCCCCAGGAAAGUUUACAGGUUCACCUGACCAGCACUCAGGGGCCCAUAGACGUCUUCCUGUGUCCCGACGAGAACGUACCCAGCAGCCCCACGAAAAACGUCAAUGGAAACGGCUCGCCCUUCGUCAGAGUCUUACAAGAGGGCACCAGCAGCGAUGUUUCCAAUAUUCCCGACUGCCCUGUGACAGUUACGAACAUCUCGCCCCUCACAUCCCCCCUCACGGGCCUCCUGCAGCAGACAGAGGACCAGUUCCCCUCGGCGCUGGAGGGUCCCCUCAUCAGCUUGUCACCUCCACUCCUCAACGAGGACUACAUGUUGAGUCUAGGCGAUGAGGAAGGAAUCUGCGACCUCUUCGAUGCCUACGAUUUGGACCAUCUGCCCCUGGAGGAUGUGCUGUGAAACUCAUAGGGACGGCGUCCUGCCUGGAGGGAAAGGCUGUCCGUGCAGGGGUGGUGGGGCAGCUCUCUGGGUUCACAGAGGGGCAUCUGGAUGCGCCUCAUCCCAGGUCCCUUUGGAUCUGCGUGGGCCGAAUGGGUUGCCUUGCACCUGAUUUGCUUUUUGUUUUCUCCAACCAUGUAUGAGCUGCCUUACCAAGCAGGUAAAUGUAUAAAUUCAGGUUCUUCUGGUUUGUCGGCAGACGGCUGGAAGCGCGCGGUGGCAGUUAAGGGGAGUGUUUUCUGCGGAGGUGGCAUGGGGAGAAACCGUGCCGUGUAUUUGUAUGCCGUUGUGUGUUUUCGAGGUGCGGCCCUGUAAUCUGAUGACGGAGAGGCUGCGUGAAGAUGGAAAAGCGGUACGAGGUUUGCGCCACUGCUGGGGGGCCUUACGAGUGCUCGUUAGGUGUUUCCGGGGGGUCUGCUCUGAUCGAGGUGUUCCUCAAGAACCAGUCCUCGGACCCAUAGUAGCACAAUACACACAAGUGUUGUAUGCUAGACUUUAGCUGACAACUGAAAACUUUACGGGACUUACAAACUGGUGUUGCACCACAGCUGUUAACUGCCAUUUUUCUAGUUGUAAUAGAAAAAUGGAAACGAGAGAAGAAACCUCUUCGGGGGGGGUUAUGAAGUGUGGCUGACGUUUGUAUGUGUGAUGAAUCUUUUUUUUGUAAAAAUGUGUUUCUUCCCCUCUGCACUUUUAAUCCUACGCGUUUUGUAGUAAACCGACAUCCACACACGUAAACCUUACCGUGGCCUACUUUUGCGUACGAAGCGGAAAGACUUCACGAAAAGCUCUCGCUUUAAAUGAAUUCCUGCAUCAGUGACUGUUUGAACCCUGUGAAAAUUAGCCUUACAGUUUUUAAUUUUUU